UCACGUGACCGGUUGGGCGCCGACGUGGGCAGCAGCCCCCGCGCCCGCCCGCUCGCCCGCCCUGCGGUCCGGUCCCUGCGCUGUCCGCUCCCAUCGCCUGCGCAGAACCAGCUCCGUGAGCUGCCUGGGUGGCCGGCGAGGGGCGAGCGGGCUUCGGCGAGCCCGAGGAGGCGCAGGCCUGCCCGGGCCCCACAGGUCUGUCUGCCUGUCCCCUGCACUCUGCAAGGCUUUCUAGAAAAGGAGGAAGAACCUGUUUAGAAUCCCUUCAGGACAAGGAAAAGAAGGGAAAAUUCAACAUGGAAAAACUCUACAAUGAAAAUGAAGGAAAGCUGGAAGUUGAGGGAAAGCCUGAAGAUGAAGUAGAGCCUGAAGAUGAAGGAAAAUCAGAUGAGGAAGAGAAGCUGGAAGUGGAGGGGAAGCCAGGGCAUGAGGGAAAGCUCCAGAAUAAGGGACAGCCAGAUAAUGGGGGACAACCAGAAGAUGAGGGAAAGCAAGAAAAGCAGGGCAAGUCUGAAAAUGAGGGAAAACCACACGGUGAGGGCAAGCCAGAAUCCCUGGCAAAGCCUGAGAGUGAGCCACGGGCUGCUGAAAAGCGCCCAGCUGAAGAUUAUGUGCCCAGGAAAGCAAAAAGAAAAACGGACAGGGGGACAGAUGAUUCCCCUAAGGACUAUCAGGAGGACUUACAGGAAAGGCACUUGGGCAGUGAGGAGAUGAUGAGAGAAUGUGGAGAUAUGUCAAGGGCUCAGGAAGAGCUAAGAAAAAAACAGAAAAUGGGUGGUUUUCAUUGGAUGCAAAGAGAUGUACAGGAUCCAUUUGCCCCAAGGGGGCAGCGGGGUGUCAGGGGCAUGAGGGGCGGAGGUAGGGGCCAAAAGGGUUUACAUGAUAUCCCAUAUCUUUAAUGCCUUUGGCCUUCAAUUUUAACUUCUCUAAUGAGAAUAUUGCUGACCAUGCUUUCCCUGACAGGCAUUUGCCAGGCUAUGUGCUUUAACCUUAAGCUGAUACUUUGCUUUAGGUGUCACUCUUGUUACCAGCAGCCUUUUGAUCCAACUACAAUGUUCUCUGUCUUUCAGUAGGGAAUUUUCACCCAUGUGCAUGGAAGAAAUGUUCAUGGUACACUGUAAAAUAACAAUAAAGAAAAUACAGUUUUCAGAACCACA
Molecule: messenger RNA, 1157 nt
Organism: Mustela lutreola (European mink)
Lineage: Eukaryota; Metazoa; Chordata; Mammalia; Carnivora; Mustelidae
Gene: TCEAL3
Product: transcription elongation factor A like 3
Exons: 3
Coding region: 297-899 (200 amino acids)
Source: RefSeq, a predicted model, not a curated record